Messenger RNA from Spodoptera littoralis (African cotton leafworm), 1623 nucleotides. The record is from the annotation of a GenBank genome assembly. NCBI's taxonomy places the organism in Eukaryota, Metazoa, Arthropoda, Insecta, Lepidoptera, Noctuidae.
AUGCAUUGGUACGGAGGCAGUAUCGCGGAAGCGGUGACACUAUCAAAACAGAGAAAUGCGAUUUUCGUGGUCUUCGUUGAAGGUGAAAACGACAUGUCAGUCGAGAUGGCAGCCACUAUAGAUGACACCGACGUGCUGAGCCGCCUCUCCAACCAGUCCAAUUUUCUAGCCAUCAAGCUGAAGAGCGGCUCGCCUAACUAUAACUACUUCGCUCAGAUUUAUCAAUUCGUGCCUGUUCCGUCCUUGUUCUUCAUUGGUCGGAAUGGUAUGCCUCUUGAGGUGGUAUGCGCAGGAGUGCAGGCGAGCAACUUGGCUGUGCGGAUAGAUAGGAUUCUUGAGCAGCAUUACAAAGACAAGCAGCCCUCUCCCACCAGCGCUCAAUCAGCCAUUGAACAAGUCCAGCCAUCCACGUCAUCCACCAACAUCCACGGCUCCAGUAACCUGAAGGAGCAGACUGGCAGCUUCGUUCAGACUGAGACUGCCGCCAUGGUGACGCAAGCUGCUGAGGCUGCCCAGCAAGUACACGACGAUGAAGCAACAGGUUCACCCCCACCGAAAAUCCAGAAGACCGCCCAGGAGUCGAAGGCACUGACUCCAGAUGACAUGGAAUGCGAUGGUGACGUGUGUGUGAGGCGAGCGUCCAAGGCGGACGAGGCGGGACCCAGUCAGGCACCCACUCCUAGUCUGCCUAGCACGCCUGCUUCGUCACAGGCGCCAGACUUGUCGACCACAGAAAGUGGAGGCAGCAUCGAGGAGAAGAUGGAGCGGGCCAAGGAGCUGAUAGAGGCCAGGAGGAGGGAGAAAGCUGAUAAAGAAAAGGAGUUGGAGAAAGAGAAAGAGAUGGAACGGCGUGCUCAGGGUAAAGGUGUCGCAGAGUUGAAGCGGUGGCAGGCUGACCAGGAACUUAAACAGAUACAGGAGGAGCGUCGUCGUGAGAAGAUGGAGAACAACUUGGCCCGGCAGCGGAUACUGGAGCAGAUCGCGCAGGACCGGCGCGAGCGGCGCGCGCGGGACGGCCCGCCGCCCGCACCGCCCGCACCGCCCGCCGCGCCCACUGCACCGCCCGCGCAGCCCACUGCCACGUCAGGCGACGUGGGUACGGGCGCGCGCAUCCAGUUCAAGUUGCCGGACGGCACGUCCCACACGGCGCACUUCCACGCCGACGGGACCCUCGCCGACGUACAGAGAUAUGUCGCCGAUAAUCUACAGUUAUCGACGUCAUCAUUCGCGCUGUGGACGGCGUUCCCCCGGCGCGAGCUGACGGACUCGGCGGCCAGCCUGCGCGGCCUGCAGCUGGCGCCGUCGGCCGCGCUGCUCGUAUUGCCGCGCCGCCCCGCGCCCGCCGUCGCCAGGCCCUCUAGUGUCGCUACUAUUAUCACAUUCUUCUCACAGCUAUUCACGACUAUGAUCCUAGAACCAUCACAGACUCUCCUAGUUUGGUUGCGCACGCGCCUGUUCCCCCCUCCGGCCACGUCCCCCCGAACCCCGCGGGCUCCCUCCCCUGGCCCCCCGGCCGCCUCAGGCGGGGUCCGGCGACGAGGCAACAUACAUCGUCUACCCAGCGACCGCGCCCCUGAUGACGAUAAUAAUACUUGGAACGGUAACUCCACACAACAAAUGUAA